GAUCAUUUUGAACGAAAAGACAAAGUUAUUGGACCUGUUGAGAAAUAAGUUUUUUGCCUUGGGUCAGCUAGCAAAUAUCGACUAUCUGCUUUCUGCAGACCUUCACUUAACACCACAACUCGCUGGAUUUUGGCGGUUCCCCCAUUUGUAGGGUAUAAUUUUAUUUGUUGCAGCUUUCAAACCCCUCUCCCUCACCACCGCCGCCCUCCUCCGCCGCCGCCGCCGUAGCUCAGACGCACAUGGAUGAAGAGAGAAUUGUUCUGGUUUUGGCAAAAACCUCAGAUUUAAAGUCCAAAAUCAUCAACUGUAUCCACAAGACUUCCAAUGCCGAUAACGAAGCUAACCAAACCGAUUCCAUGGAAUCGGAAGCAAAACCAGAUGCAGAAAUCGAAGAAGAUGACAACGAAGAAGAAACAGAGAGUCUCCUCGGUAUAAAAGAUGCUCUCGAAUCCCUUGAGGCCCAGCUCACUUCAUUGCAGGCACUGCAACAACAACAAUGGUACGAGAAAGAAUCAGCCUUGGCCGAAAUCGAGUACAGCCAAAAGAAGCUUCUCAAAGAGCUGAAGGAAUACAAAGGCAACGACUAUCAAGUCAUAAACGAGGCAAUUGCUUUCGCUAGCGAAACAGAGGAUAAUCACGAUCUCUUACUUCCACCGUAUCCAAGCCGCCCUUCUCACUCCCAAAACGGCUUUUUAACUCACAAAUUCGUUCAAAACGGCGGCUUAAAAACCGCGAAUGGUGGUGAUAAACCAGACAGAAAUAACAAGCCUCAACCAGGGUUAGAGGGCCCGUUCAAACGGGUUAAAGUCUUUAUGACUGCAGCAGCAAAGGCGGCUCUAACUGUAGUUGGGGUUAUCACUAUCUUGAGUUUGGCUGGCUUUGAGCCGAAGCUGAGAAAACGGGAUAAUCUGCCCAAGAUUCUUGAUUUAUUGAAGCUGCAAAAGAACGACGAGAAGGGAAGUUCGGUCGAUUGUCCACCUGGCAAGGUGCCUGUUUUCGAGAGCGGUGAAAUUCGGUGUGUUGUGAAGGAGAGAGUUGAGAUUCCGUUCGAGCCGGUUGUUGCUACUCCUGAUGUGAGUUAUGGGUGUGGAUUUAAUACUCCUCUUAAGUUAAAACACACACACACAAACACACACACUUCAAAUAUGAGCAUCUUGAAAAUCAAUAGUAGUAUUGGAUCUGUUACUGGCAAUGGAAUUGUUUCCAGGUUGGGAUUUCCAUGUCACCAGCCUGUGAGGUUAUCAUGGCUCAGAAGGGAUGCUUCGGAAUUUUGUCUUGUUUCGACAACUCCUCGGAUCUCAAGUUCAUGCAUGGGGAAAAGUAGGGAUCUAAAAGUGAGAGCUUUUACAGAAGAGCAGGAGGCUUUGGUUACAAAAUCAUGGAAUAUUAUGAAGAAGAAUGCUUCUGAGUUGGGACUCAAGUUUUUUCUCAGGAUCUUCGAGAUUGCACCGUCUGCAAAGAAGCUGUUUUCAUUCUUGAAUGAUUCAGAUAUUCCUUUGGAGCUUAAUCCAAAGCUCAAGCCCCAUGCCAUCACUGUUUUCGUCAUGACGUGUGAAUCGGCAGUGCAGCUUCGAAAAGCUGGGAAAGUUACUAUCAAAGACUCAACUCUCAGGGAUUUGGGCACUACACACUUCAAAUAUGGUGUUGCUGAUGAACACUUUGAGGUGACAAAAUAUGCAUUGCUAGAAACUAUAAAGGAAGCAGUGCCCGAAAUGUGGUCGCCGGAGAUGAAGUGCGCGUGGGCUGAUGCUUACGAUCAGUUGGUAGCUGCUAUCAAACUCGAAAUGAACCCUCCUUGAUUAUAUAUAUAUAUAAUUUGCAAAUUAUUGUAAUUUUAUUUUUAAUUAUCAAGACGAACAAUUUAUUUUGUUAUUUCGCCUCUUUCCAGUCCAUGUUUUUCUCGAUAAAUUACUAUGUUUAAUCGUACUUGAUUAUUUAUUUUCUCUAUUAUGAAAGUCAAGUUGUCGUG
Messenger RNA from Erythranthe guttata (spotted monkey flower), 1969 nucleotides. RefSeq names its product anaerobic nitrite reductase HBII. The record is from RefSeq and is a predicted model, not a curated record. Gene Ontology annotation, molecular function: oxygen binding; heme binding. NCBI's taxonomy places the organism in Eukaryota, Viridiplantae, Streptophyta, Magnoliopsida, Lamiales, Phrymaceae.